CGUUCCCCGCGGCAGGAAAGAGCCGAGCGGGCUCGAGGCCGACGCGACCAGAUUUCGUCGCCGCUGCCGCCGCCGCUGCUGCCCCACCGCUCUGAGAGGAGUCGUAGCCGCCGUCCCUGCCGCCCUCGCCGGCCACCAUGUCCGCCCAGGCGCAGAUGCGGGCCCUGCUGGACCAGCUCAUGGGCACGGCCCGGGACGGUUCAGUGUAUCUUUGCCUGCCUACAUCAAUCUGCAAGGGAGUUGCAGAAAAGCCUCAUGUUCAUCGAGCCGAGACGAAACCAGACAGAGGGUCAAGUUUACAGAUGACCGUGUCUGCAAGAGUCACCUUCUGGACUGCUGCCCUCAUGAUAUCCUGGCUGGGACGCGCAUGGAUUUAGGAGAAUGUACCAAAAUCCACGACUUGGCCCUCCGAGCAGAUUAUGAGAUUGCAAGUAAAGAAAGGGACCUGUUUUUUGAAUUAGAUGCGAUGGAUCACUUGGAGUCCUUCAUUGCUGAGUGUGAUCGGAGAACUGAGCUUGCCAAGAAGCGGCUGGCAGAGACGCAGGAGGAGAUCAGUGCUGAAGUUUCUGCGAAGGCAGAAAAAGUACAUGAGUUGAAUGAAGAAAUAGGAAAACUUCUUGCUAAAGCUGAGCAACUGGGAGCUGAGGGAAAUGUGGAUGAAUCCCAGAAGAUUCUUAUGGAAGUGGAGAAAGUCCGUGCGAAGAAAAAAGAAGCUGAGGAAGAAUACAGAAAUUCCAUGCCUGCAUCCAGUUUUCAACAGCAGAAGCUGCGUGUCUGUGAGGUCUGUUCGGCCUACCUUGGUCUCCACGACAAUGACCGUCGUCUUGCAGACCACUUCGGGGGCAAGUUACACUUGGGGUUCAUUCAGAUCAGAGAGAAGCUUGAUCAGUUGAGGAAAACUGUGGCUGAAAAGCAGGAGAAGAGAAACCAGGAUCGACUGCGGAGGAGAGAGGAGAGAGAGCGGGAGGAGCGCCUGAGCAGGAGGUCUGGAUCCAGAACCAGAGAUCGAAGGAGGUCACGAUCCCGGGACCGGCGUCGCAGGAGGUCCAGAUCUACCUCCAGGGAGCGACGAAAGUCAUCCCGAUCCCGGUCCCGAGACAGACACCGGCGCCACCGCAGCCGUUCCCGGAGCCACAGCCGGGGCCACCGCCGGGCUUCCAGGGACCGGAGUGCGAAAUACAAGUUCUCCAGAGAGCGGACGUCGAGGGAGGAGUCCUGGGAGCACGGGCGCAGUGAGCGAGGGGCCGCUGACUGGAGGCUGGAGAGCUCCAACGGGAAGACAGCUUCGCGGAGGUCGGAGGAGAAGGAGGCUGGCGAGAUCUGAACCCACAUCCGGGCCUGUAAAUAGUCUGACGAACAUUGGACACAGCCUAAAGUUACCCUUUAUAUUUGCUGGAUACAACUCCUCUUUUGUAGUUACAGUUUCUAUUGUUGGGAGCUAGCUGUGGGGUUCUAGAGAUGUACAGAAUUGCUCCUGUGUUCUGGGUUAUGUUGAGUAGGAAUAAAUAAAUCUGAUGGACGGCCUCCUA
Messenger RNA from Mustela erminea (ermine), 1529 nucleotides. RefSeq names its product LUC7 like (gene LUC7L). Gene Ontology annotation, cellular component: U1 snRNP; U2-type prespliceosome. NCBI's taxonomy places the organism in Eukaryota, Metazoa, Chordata, Mammalia, Carnivora, Mustelidae. Gene Ontology annotation, biological process: mRNA splice site recognition. The coding region runs from base 368 to 1324 and encodes 318 amino acids. The transcript is spliced from 11 exons. The record is from RefSeq and is a predicted model, not a curated record. Gene Ontology annotation, molecular function: mRNA binding.